Abrus precatorius (Indian licorice) is the source of this 579-nucleotide messenger RNA. RefSeq names its product ethylene-responsive transcription factor ERF003-like. Bases 1 to 579 code for a protein of 192 amino acids. NCBI's taxonomy places the organism in Eukaryota, Viridiplantae, Streptophyta, Magnoliopsida, Fabales, Fabaceae. Gene Ontology annotation, molecular function: DNA-binding transcription factor activity; DNA binding. The record is from RefSeq and is a predicted model, not a curated record. Gene Ontology annotation, biological process: regulation of DNA-templated transcription. The transcript has 2 exons.
AUGGCUAGACCCCAACAACGCUAUCGAGGUGUCCGCCAGAGGCAUUGGGGCUCUUGGGUCUCUGAAAUUCGCCACCCUCUUUUGAAGACUAGAAUAUGGCUAGGAACGUUUGAAACAGCAGAAGAUGCAGCAAGAGCGUACGAUGAAGCAGCAAGGCUCAUGUGUGGUCCAAAAGCACGCACCAAUUUCCCAUACAAUCCCAAUGAGCCACAAUCAUCUUCAUCCAAACUCCUCUCAGCAGCUCUCACCGCUAAGCUACACAAGUGUCACAUGGCUUCCCUUUCCCUUCAAAUGACAAAGCAGAAAGCAUCACAGAAAGAGCCUGAGGAAGCACAAGGUUCAUCCAACCCUUAUGCCUCAGGCAGUGCCAUUGUGGGAACAAGCUCAGACACUAGCUUUAGAUGGCCAGAGAAUAGACAGUGGCUAGAAGGGAACUGGGUUGGCGAUGAAGGCCAAGUUGACGUGGCAGAUCAGCAACAACAAUUUCAGCCAGUUCUUGAAGAUGCUCACAUAGAACAGAUGAUACAAGAGUUGCUUGAUUAUGGGUCAAUUGAACUUAGUUCAGUAGACUCAGCUUAA